GUUAAUGAUAAUGAUGACUUGCUGCGAAAAAUAUGUCCUUUUUGCCACAAUCUUCUUAUCCAAAGCUAUCAGCUGAAACAAUUGUGCAUUUCUUCACAAUUAUAUUUUGAGUCCCUAAAAGAGCAACAUGAAACGCUUACAAUUAAUGCAUUGAAUACAGGAAAUACAGGAAAUGAAUCUGAAAUAGAAUAUACGGAUCUGGAAGACACUCUCUUAAAAGAUGCUGACUGUCUUUUAGUCCAACAUAUCAUUAAUAUAUCUUUAGAGCAAAAUUUAACCAGGGAAGUAGAUGGAGAAUAUGAACAUGAAAUCACGGAGAAAUCAGAUUUAUCCCAUCUAAACUGCGAAGAGAUUAUCCUUCCUCAAAGUCCAGACAAUGAUUCAAAGAAAGAAUAUUCACAGUGCACAUUUUUGUGUCACAUUUGUAAAAUUAAGUUUGAACACAAACAAGAUGUUGCAGUUCACCAAUCGAUUCAUGAUAAUCUAAAUACGUGCAAUGUUUGCAAGAAAGUAUUUAGUUCGGUGCAAUUAUUAAAACGUCAUAUUAAAACUCAUAUGAUGGUUAAAUCACAUAAAUGUAGAAUUUGUAGUAAGUCUUUCGUCGAAUCUUAUGAUGUUAGGAAGCACACAAAACGCCACCAUCUGGGUAUUCCAGUGGAGAAAAAGUAUAUAUGCCAUAAAUGUGGACAGAGGAAAAUCUUCGUUUGCACAUUAUGUGCUACAAAAUUUACCAAAUCGUGUAAUCUAAGUAGACACAUGAAAAAUAAACACGGGUUUACAACUCGAAAAGACAAAGCAACCCUAAAAUGUCCAUUAUGCGAAAACAAGAGGACUACUUAUAAAGAACUUGAGGCACACCUAACUAGCCAACAUCAUUUGGAUAUUACGUAUAGCGAGUUAAAUUUUGCCUCCAAAGAAUCGUUUGAACAAUGGAAAACCGACAUUGAAAAAAAAACUCUAUCGUUUUUUCAAUGUAGAAGAACUGACGGUAAUUUUGUGCAAUAUGUUUGUCAUCGAUCAGGGCAAUAUGUACCAAAACCAAAAACAUCCAUCCGCCAACGAGCAAUUAAAGCCCAAGAAUCAAAUAAAAUAGGAGCUUGUUGUCCAGCUAGAAUUGAAAUAAAAAAAAAAGAUGGUUGUGGAAUUGAGGGAUUAUUUGUGAGCACCCAUGUGGGGCACCAACAAGAGGUUGGGAGGCUCCGUUUGACAAAAGCAGAGAAGGAGGUUUUAGCGGGAAAGUUGUUAAGAGGUGUACCUAAUCAACAAAUAUUAAAAGAAUUAAGAAAUUCGUUUGAUCCAAAUCUGAAGCUUAGUUACAUCACAAACAAUGACUUACACAAUUUAAAAAAGGCGUUAAAUAUUCGAGCUGGCGUUAUAUUCCACGGUGACGACGCAAAAGAGUGUGGUGACGCAAAAGAGCUGGAUCGUAAUGGCAGCACCUUCAUAAUAAAAGAAAAAUGAUCAUACCUACCAA
Dendroctonus ponderosae (mountain pine beetle) is the source of this 1474-nucleotide messenger RNA. Its product is annotated as zinc finger protein 184. NCBI's taxonomy places the organism in Eukaryota, Metazoa, Arthropoda, Insecta, Coleoptera, Curculionidae. Gene Ontology annotation, molecular function: zinc ion binding. The record is from RefSeq and is a predicted model, not a curated record. Gene Ontology annotation, cellular component: nucleus.